AUGGACCAGAAAACCGCAACACCUUCUGAGUAUACAUCACCCGAUAGAAGGAAUACUAUGGCUUCCGAUUUGCCCCCGUCUGAAUUCCAAUCAUAUUAUGUCUCGGAUUCCUUAAAAAUGGCAAAAGUAAUCUCGAAGACAUUGUUGGCCAUUACAGUAAUACUUAGCGCUUUGGUUCUCAUCUCUGUAUAUAUUCAGGCGAACAACCGGUGCUCGUGUGGAAGACAGAAAUCGCGAAAUGGGCCAUAUUUUGAGCCGUUAACCGCUGAGAGUGAAGACAAAGAAAGAAGAAGACUUCCGUUGAGUAUAGAAAUGGCCGGAUCUGCUGGAAUGAAUACAAAAGGACACGUGAAUUGUGUGGUUGAACGCAAAGUUGCCAAUCAGAUCAUUGCAUCAGAACCCAAAACGUUAAUAACACCUUAUGGUAACAUCACAACUGAUCCGCGUUUGAUUCACUUGACCGGCGAGAAGAUGGUCUUCACCUGUAAUUCCGCUAAUAAAGAGACGAAUAGAAAGAAUAAAACAAAAACCGAAGACAAAGAUAAGGAGAAUGAAGUGAUCGCAGAAUUGAUUCGCUCCAAGCGAUCGACUGGAACCGCCAACAAUAAGUGCAUCUGUGAUUGUGACUGUUAG
Molecule: messenger RNA, 633 nt
Organism: Oppiella nova
Lineage: Eukaryota; Metazoa; Arthropoda; Arachnida; Sarcoptiformes; Oppiidae
Source: the annotation of a GenBank genome assembly